AAAGAGGAGCAGGUCAACUAGUUUUAUCUCUAAAAGAGAUCCUUUAAUUUAUUUCCUUUUUCGACAUUCUUUGGAGUCAUUACCACCAAGUCCACCGUAAUGUCUCUCACAAAAUCACAAGAUGGAGCGGUUUAACAAACUUCCAUAGUUCAAAGCCCUCCAUUCUUAAAUAUAUCUACUUUACUAUCUAUUAUAUUAAUGCCCAUUAAAAACACCUCCUUUUAUUUAUUUCCUAUCUCCAUAACUCAUCUUAAGUAGACUUCUACAACCAUCACCAACAAACUCCAAAAUGGGAAAUUCCAUUCCACAGGGCACAAGCAGGGUUAUUUUUUCAGAUGGAACGGUUCAUUGUUAUGACAAGCCUUUAACAGUUGCAGAGUUGAUGCUGGAACAUCCCCAGCAAAUGGUGGUUGAAUUCAAGCCAAUCGCUGAUGGGAAAAGGCCGAUUCCAUUGCCUGCUGAUAUGAAACUGGAGAAGAACAAGGCUUACAUAAUGCUUCAAAUAAGGAAAGGCAAACCAUCAAGCUUGUCAUCUGAAGAAGCGCGGAAAAUUCUAACAAAAACAAGCACUAUGCUCAAGUCCAAGUCUCUGUUAGCUUCUUAUACCGGGUUUUUGCCAGUAUUUGCUCGUAUAUGUCCAGCAGCAGCAUCGUUGGGGAAUGGUCGCGAUCAUGUUCUUAAUUCAGACAAGAAUCUUUACUUGUUGAAGAAGAAGGAAGAAGAGGAAGAAGGAUCUAAACGCGAUUAUUUCAGUGAUAUACUUGAAGGAAGGCCUGAAUUCUUAAGCAGGCAAUUGUCAGGAAAAGGAUGGAAGCCCAGUUUAGAUACUAUUAAAGAGAAGAGCAUGCAAGCAAAAAUUCGUCAUUGGUUGUUUUGAGGUCCGUCUUUGUCCAAUCAAAUGCUGCCAUGUCAUCUUUCCAUCUUUGUCCUAUCAAAUGCUGCCAUGUCAUUGUUUCUACGUCUUUCGUGAUCUCCCCACUGUAGUUUUUCUGUAUGUUUUUUUCCCCCCUCUUUUAAAUUCCAUGGUAGGAUUUCAUCCAUUGAUCCACCUAGUAUCAAGACAUGGUGUGGGUGAAGUCUUGUCAAUGCGUAAUUUGUAGCUUUCAAUGCAUGGUGUGAUAAAGUGUUGUAAAUGUGUGUUGAUCUGUCCUGGUAACGUAUCUAAAGUUGGAAUUAAGAAGAAAGGGAAGUCGUAAAUCAACUAAUGAAGAAUUAAAUACUCCUAGCAUGGUGGUAAUUAAUUAAUACUACA
This is a messenger RNA of Solanum dulcamara, 1252 nucleotides long. RefSeq lists its product as uncharacterized. The record is from RefSeq and is a predicted model, not a curated record. The coding region runs from base 290 to 877 and encodes 195 amino acids. The transcript has a single exon. Lineage: Eukaryota; Viridiplantae; Streptophyta; Magnoliopsida; Solanales; Solanaceae.